Molecule: messenger RNA, 922 nt
Organism: Lasiosphaeria miniovina
Lineage: Eukaryota; Fungi; Ascomycota; Sordariomycetes; Sordariales; Lasiosphaeriaceae
Exons: 2
Coding region: 85-729 (214 amino acids)
Source: RefSeq, a predicted model, not a curated record
CAUGAAUGACGCUAGCGACGUCAACCGAAGCCGGUUAUCAAAUACAAUUCCUGAUACCUAGUGGUCUCGACGCUCGCAAUCACCAUGGCGGCGCCGUCUGGUCCUCCAUCUCCUGGCACGUUUGAGAGCAGCAGUAUUGCCGUCAACGGAAUAGCCCGUACUAGAGGCGAGGGCGACAUCCCAAACCUCAAGCUCCAGUACGAGUACGAGAGUGCAGCCGAGCUGCCAGCGACAACAAGUCCUAUAUCUGAGCUACCCUGUCCGCGGACUCGUCAAACAUAUCGUCUACCGAGUAUCGAUACGUUAGGAGACUCGAGCUUCCGGAUAUCUUCCAGGUUUUUAACCCUGGAGUCUUCAAUCAGAGCCUGGCAGAAGAGUACGCUGCGCGCCAUGACACACAUGCCGAGAUCCUUUGAUCUUCAUAUCUUAACAGGCUGCGACCGGGUCUCGAAGCUUGGUAAAGAAAAGUGGCAGGCCCUGGUUGACACCUUUACGCCGCUUGUUCAGAUCAAAGCAGAAUCACAGGAUUUGCCCCUCCUUUCCGAAACCCAGCAGGCCGAUGAAACAGGAGAAGAGAGACGGUUCGGUUUACAGGCAGCACCAAUAGCCAGAGCUUGGGGGACCAAGUUCGGGCCUCAGAGGCUGGAGGGCUCCCUGGACCGAUUCCGGUUACCCCGGUCACCAUUCGAAAGGCAAAUUCGGACGCGAGUUUUGGUGAAUCUGACGUGAGUGACGUGGAGAGUGUCUCGUCAGAAGCUCUGUCCUCGGCGUAGUCCAAGAGCUCCCUCCCAACGGGUAUUAUCCGCGGCGCAAUGGACGAGCUCAAGAAUCUCUUGCUGUUCGAUGCCACACUCGAGCCGCUAUAUCAGGUAACUAUUACAAGAGUCGGCGCCGAAAGGUUCCAACGAACCUACGACGCUUU